This is a messenger RNA of Chrysochloris asiatica (Cape golden mole), 2643 nucleotides long. It is a transcript of the gene ANKRD6, whose product is annotated as ankyrin repeat domain 6. The record is from RefSeq and is a predicted model, not a curated record. Gene Ontology annotation, cellular component: cytoplasm; nucleus. The transcript has 14 exons. Gene Ontology annotation, molecular function: protein binding. Lineage: Eukaryota; Metazoa; Chordata; Mammalia; Afrosoricida; Chrysochloridae. The coding region runs from base 150 to 2225 and encodes 691 amino acids.
GUUCUGAAGAUGGCAUAGUAGCAAAGGCACCUUCCAAUGACUGGGAGCACCUUUACCCAUGGGUGCCAGCUUGGGCCACUGACUGAAGGAACGUUGAACUAAAGGAACGUGUCUACCACUUUCCUGAAAACCUCUUUCUCUCUUAAUUCAUGAGCCAGCAGGAUGCAAUCGCUGCGCUUUCAGAACGCCUUCUCAUAGCUGCUUACAAAGGCCAAGCAGAGAAUGUGGUUCAGCUCAUCAACAAGGGCGCCAAGGUAGCGGUUACCAAGCAUGGCCGGACCCCAUUGCAUCUUGCUGCCAAUAAGGGCCAUCUCUCUGUCGUUCAGAUCUUGCUGAAGGCUGGCUGUGACCUCGAUGUCCAGGAUGAUGGGGACCAGACCGCCCUGCACCGUGCCACGGUGGUGGGGAACACCGAGAUCCUCGCUGCGCUCAUCCAGGAGGGGUGUGCUUUGGACAGGCAGGACAAGGAUGGGAAUACAGCCCUGCAUGAAGCAUCCUGGCAUGGAUUCAGCCAGUCAGCCAAGUUGCUUGUUAAGGCAGGAGCCAAUGUGCUUGCCAGGAACAAGGCAGGGAACACCGCUCUGCACCUGGCCUGCCAGAACAGCCAUUCCCAGAGUGCACGGGUCCUCCUCCUGGGCGGCUCCCGUGCGGACCUCAAAAACAACGCAGGCGACACCUGUUUGCACGUUGCCGCACGCUAUAAUCACUUGUCCAUCAUUAGGCUCCUCCUCAGUGCUUUCUGUUCUGUCCAUGAAAAGAACCAGGCUGGAGACACAGCACUUCAUGUUGCUGCUGCCCUAAAUCACAAGAAAGUGGUUAAAAUCUUAUUGGAAGCUGGAGCAGAUGGGGGCAUUGUUAAUAAUGCAGGCCAAACUCCACUGGAGACAGCCCGCUGUCACAAUAAUCCAGAAGUUGCUCUUCUCCUCACUAAAGCUCCCCAGGGUAGUGUCUCAGCAGGAGACACCCCCAGCAGCGAGCAGGCUGCACUCAGAAAAGAAGAAGCCAGAGAAGAUUUCCGGUCAGCCUCCCCAGAGCCCAAGGCAAAGGACAACAGGAGGAGAAAGUCAAGGCCCAAGGUGUCAGCCUUUUCAGACCCCACUCCACCAGCAGACCAGCAGCCUGGACACCAGAAGAAUGUGCACACUCAUAGCCACCCUAAAAAGAGGAGCAAGCAUCGGUGUUCAUCCCCACCACCUCCUCAUGAGUUUAGAGCUUACCAGCUCUACACGUUGUACCGCGGCAAAGAUGGCAAAGUAAUGCAGGCACCAAUCAAUGGUUGUCGAUGUGAACCUCUGAUCAGCAAGCUGGAGAACCAGUUGGAGGCAACUGUGGAGGAGAUCAAAGCUGAACUGGGAUCUGUUCAAGAUAAAAUGAAUAUAAAGCUGGGGCAUAUGGAGAACAAGACCCAACACCAAAUGCGGGUGCUGGACAAGCUGAUGGUUGAGCGACUCUCAGCAGAGAGAACUGAGUGCCUGAAUCGCCUGCAACAGCAUUCAGACUUGGAGCAGCAUGAGGGAGAGAAACGACAGAUGUCUUUGGUGGAUGAAUUAAAAAGCUGGUGCAUGUUAAAGAUUCAGAAUCUGGAACUGAAGCUUUCUGGAGAUUCUAGAGCCUCCAGGACUAAAUCUACACCAUCUACUUGUGAGUCCUCUACAGGUGCGGAUCCAUUGGUGGUAACCGCAGGUCCAGUAGCAGCCUCUGAAAGUUCCCCCCAGGUGGUUAGGCCCAAGGAAAAGGCUCUCAACUCCACCGCUGCCCACAGACCCCAGCAGGAGCUGUCUUCCUCUGACGGUGGUGGAGGGUCCCGACUGAGGAACGUAAAGGUCCAGACAGCUGCAAGUGAGGCAACCAAGUGUGAUCAGCAGGCUGGGCCCUGCGUGAACAGAAGUACCCAAACCAAGAAGUCUGGGAAAAGUGGGCAGACGAGGCAUCGAACCCAGCAACCAUCAUCCAGCAACAGCUGUGGGCCACUGUCAGCAGGAGCAGCAGGCAGUGAGCAGACUGCACCCCACAGUCGAGACACCUCACAAGCUCUGGAGCUUACUCAGUAUUUUUUUGAGGCUGUUUCUACCCAGAUGGAAAAGUGGUAUGAAAGGAAGAUAGAAGAAGCCCGAAGCCAAGCCAAUCAAAAAGCCCAGCAAGACAAGGCUACGCUGAAGGAACACAUUCAAAGUUUAGAAGAAGAACUUGCUAAACUAAGGACUAAGGUGCAGAAGGAAAAUUAGGACCUGGGAAAAUUUACAAGAAAGGGUUCUUGAGGAUUUUAGGCUUUGCAACUGCAGAAUACCUAUGCCCAAAGGUGGUGUGUGCACACAGUAGACUUGCUUUUGAAACAUCCCUACUUUCUGAAAUGUGCCAGACAUACGUUUCCUAUGCCCUGAAGUUACGAAGACUUCAACAAUUAAACUGAAACCAAGGGAAGCUUGCUUAGUUUCAGGUUUCUUUACAAACUCCAAACCUCAAUCCAGGUUCAUCUGGAGUUCAAAACCUCAGAUGAAGUGAGGUCCGCUGAGGAGCUGAACGAAGGUAACCCUAACCUCUCAGAUCCAGAUGUAUGAAAUAAUACAAAUCAAGGAGACAAAUCAAUCCCUUGUGAACUCAAGUCAGUUAUUCAGAUAAACACACCUGCUGUGCCUAGACAAG